Molecule: messenger RNA, 3828 nt
Organism: Anguilla anguilla (European eel)
Lineage: Eukaryota; Metazoa; Chordata; Actinopteri; Anguilliformes; Anguillidae
Gene: haus3
Product: HAUS augmin-like complex, subunit 3
Exons: 4
Coding region: 690-2606 (638 amino acids)
Biological process (GO): centrosome cycle; spindle assembly
Cellular component (GO): mitotic spindle; centrosome; HAUS complex
Source: RefSeq, a predicted model, not a curated record
AUUCUGUUAAUGUAACGCGUUCCGACAAGUAUUCACCCCGCAACAAAAUCAAAUUAUGUUGCUCAUAGCGGACAAGUCACGCGACUGUAUCGAACCAAUGAGUUGUAAGAACCAGCGCCUGCGCAUCAGCAGCGGAACUCGGCUUAUGGCAAGUUUGAGGAGUCAGAGCGCGAAAUUACGGACAAGAAGCAGGUCGACGGUUGAAAAUUGGCAGUAAAGACGCUGUGUACACCAGGUCUGGAGGGAUACGCCAUAGGUAAUACCGCAUAUUAAAGUAGGAGACGUCCUUCGUUGACUGUUCGCAGGUGGCUUUAACUUAGCUUUUGGGUUAGCCAGCUAAGCCCAGCUGCAAUAACGUUAGUUCUAACUAAUCAGUUAUCUUAGCUUGGCUAGCUAGCUAACGUUACAGUUCAGGUGGGUCUUUUCACUAGUUAAAGUUGGCGAAGCAUCAAUGAGUGCAAAGAUCAGGACGAAGUAGUUAGCGGUAGCUAGCUUAGCUAUUUGGUUUAAUGGUCGUUUGUGUCGCACAAUGACUUCAUGGGAACUGAUUGGGAACGUCUGAAAACUUCGGAUAUGUGUGACUGACUGGACACUUUCCACUUGGUGUAUUCCUCACACAUACAGGAUAUAGUGUUACUUACAUGUAAUUAUUAUAACUUCACUCCUGUGUGUGGGAUCGGAUCUCAGAAAUGUUGGACGGGGGUCGGUUUGUGGAGGCUGUGGCAAGACUGGGCUACCCGGGCGCCGCUGCGCUAAAGGGCGAGGAUUUUGACUGGCUGUUCGACACGCCUGAGCACCAGCAGUUCCUGCGCUUCUUCUGCAGCAGCGUGAACAAGAGCAAUGUGCUCUCCCCGGAGGAGGUGCGCUCCUUCCGGGCUCUACGGGACUCCGGGAAACCCCUCCUGGACGAGGCCGAGCUCGGGGAGGCGCUCAAGGCCUGCCAGGCAACCUCGACACAGGCCGCCUCGUCCUGCUCUCAGCUGGAGGAGGUGGACGUGGAGCAGUUGGAGGAGGAGCUCCAGGCCCUGCGCGCGGAGAAGAAGCUGAAGACGCAGAGGCUGAAGAGGCUUCAGGUCCUGGCCAUCGGCCGCUCCGACACCGCCCUCCGGCUGGCGUCCCGGCAGGAGGACACUGCCCACAGGCUGAGGGACGACCUCUCCGCCCUGGGGGCCGAGAACGCCGAGACCAACGGUGCGCUGCAGGCGCUGACGGACGAGGUGAAGCGGCUGGCCUCCUUCCUCCGCGUGGAGUGCCCUCUGCAGGAGAGCGAUGGGGCCGCGCCCACCCCGGCCCCGCCCCUAGCACAGGGCCCUCCCGUCUUCCUCUCCCAGCUCUCCCUGGAGCCCUACCUGCACCAGGAGGAGCUCAACACCAAGACCCUGGCCCUCUACACGCAGAAGCAGUUCUUCACAGGCAUCGCGGGCAUGCUCGAGACCUCCAGCCGGGAGAACUUCCAGCUGCUGGACCUCAGCAGCUGCGCGGAGCAGGACGAGGCGGCGGCGGUGGAGGCCCGGCGGUCCGAGAUGGCCCGGCUGCAGUGGGCCCACAUUGUGACCCAGCAUCAGCUGCUCCUGGCCCAGGCUGAGGAGCACGGGACCAGGGCCGGCAUGCAGUGGAUCACCCAGACCCUGCGUGGGAAGGCCAAGCCGUGUGGGUCGGCACAGGCUCUUCAGGCCCGGGAGGUGGGCUUUCAGCAGGAGCUGCAGGCGGUUGGGGGCGAGCUGGAGGCCCUGCUGCGCGAGGCCGUCCCAGCAGCCCUCAGGGGGAGCGCGCGGCUGCUCAACGUGCCGGUGGUGCGCGGCGACUUCGAGCUGCAGCUGGCGCGGCAGGAGUACUACACGUCCCGGCAGGAUCGCGUGUGCGCCUGCCUGCUGCGGCAGAAGGCCUCCUUCGAGCUGCUGCGCCUGGCCCAGGAGCUGGAGCUGCGGCAGGGGAGAACGCUGCUGGGCCUGCUGGAGGAGCUGAGCGGGAGGCUGGAGAGCGCCAGCGCCUCCCUCAGGCAGCGCCUGCACGUCUUCUCCCAGCCCGAGCUCGGCCUCGCCCACGCCAGCCAGCCCUGCACCGUCAUCGGCACCAAGGACACGGCCUUCAGCAGGCUGUAUAAAGCCCUGGAGCGGGACAGUGAGGCCGCAGGGGCGCGGGACGAGCCCUUCAGGACGUUUGAGGGGCUGGAGCGGGCGGCGCAGGCCCUGCAGGAGGAGCUGCGGUCCGUCCGGGAGGCUCUGGGCGGGGCGAUCCGGGAACAGGCCUUCGAGGCGGCCAGUCUGGAGGCCGACUGCGACUUGCUCCGCGGGGCGGCGUACUCUGGGCUGCAGCAGCUGGUGCUGACGCCUCAGGUAUGUGCCACGCCCAAUCGGGAGCUCUGCCCAAACUCACAGGAGCUGAGAGGGCAUUUGCAGGACCUGGAGGCCGAGCUCAGCAGCCUGAAUAAUCUGAUGAAAGACAUCGUGGGGGAGAUCCGGGGCAAGAGGGCCCAGCUGGAGCGGAGCCGCACCCUGAAGAAGGAGCGCGAUCUCUACAUCUACUUCCACCUGGACGACAGGCUGCUGAAGAGGGUGGUGCAGGACCUGGAGAGCAGCGUCUGUGGGAAGGGGGAGCGCUCGUAGAGGCCUUGCGAUGGGGGGGGGGGGGGAAGGCAGGCAGGCAGGCUCGUAUACAUAUUUUUGGAGGGGGUCCCUUUUAUCACUGUUCAGAGGGGACCAUAGGGGAGGCGGGGGAGUCCAUUUUGACUGUUGGACAUCAGCUCUUCUGCAGGAGUGACACAGACUGCUUCCUUUCACACACACACCACACACCUCGCCUCCACUGGGCUGCCAGACAUCGGCUGAGGCUAGGUGUGCAUGUUUGUUUCUUGUUAAAUCCAAACCUAUGUGACUGCUUGAAGACCUUCAGCUGGAUAGCUGAUAGUCAGGUGGAUGAGGGAUUGUGCAACACCCAAAUAUUUCAAGCAGUUUUAAUGAAAAUCCAACUGGUCUGACUGGAGUGCAGUGUAUGCCGCUACAGAGUUUAACUUGUGCGCAUCUAGACGUAUUUUUGCCCGCAAAGCUCAUCUACAACUCGAUGGAUCGAGUUGACUGAUUGACUGACGGUUGAUAUGUAAAGCAAAGGGGAGAGUUUCUGUGGCUCUUAUCGCAUAUUUCCUGAGGAUAUUCAGUGGAGAUCUGUUGUUCAGAUACUAGUCUUGAGAUUGGAUAUCGCACUUAUUUCCCCUCACUGAUGGCAGUUGUCAUGCUGUUCUUUCUUUGUACAAUAUUCGUCUUCGUGUUCUUAGCCUAUUGAUGCAUGUUUGAAUUUCUGACCAAUAACCGGCUUCAAAGGAUACUUCGCCCUUAAGUAGCUCAUGAAAUUAAUUUGGUCCUGUACUAAUGUAUGUAACAACACCAAGUGCUCUUUGAUUCGCAUUACAAUUACAGCCUUUGUAUAUGGGCAUUUUUUGUCACAUCCCCCCAAGUACCAUGGCUUCUGCACAUCAGUUAAAUUUCAUGCUAGAAAACGAUUUGCCUCCUGAUGUAUUCCUGAUGCCAAUGUAUUUUAGUCUACCAUAUCAACCAUCCGUCAAACGUGAAUGACUGACAUACACACAGAGCUAAGAUGGGUCAUUGGCAACCUGCCUAUGGCCAUAAGGACAUCCGUGGAAAGGACUAACCAAAAUGUUUACUUCUCCUGUUUACAUGUUUGCCUGACUACUCCCACAGUAAAAGGAACAAGUCUGGUGUUUGCCCUUUGCCAACCUAUCUUGGACAAUGAGCAGACAUGCCCUAGCUCUGCAUCUGCCCUUCAAAUGCGAGUGAAUAUGGAGGCCAGUUUUACACUCACCUACAGUUCAAG